AUGGAUAACUCAAGGUCGUUCAGUCGAGCAGCUAGUGAAAUGAACCAGCAAAACAACAGCAACAACAGGGUUGAUCUCUCUCUCACCUUGGGUCUGCCUUUGUCUGGUCAAAACGCAACAAUUUAUCAGCAAGGACUGAUUAACCAAGGAGCAACCGUUGAAAGUCAACAAAGCUUCAAUGGCGGUCAAGCCCGAUUUGCAUGGCCAUCGGGUCAACUUGGUGGCGGUGUCCAUAACAUGAAUUAUGCAAACGCAUUUAACCCUUUUUCGGACCCUUCUAUAGGGUUUCCUUCUUAUGGCACCACCGAUUCUUCCUCCUACAAUUUCACCCCCACUCGUCCUCUUCCUCCGCAUGAGGUGCCUCCGAAUACCUACACGCUGAUCGAUGUCCCUCCAAGGAGAGCCGCCGCAAAUCAGCACCAUCUCGAGAUCGGGAACUCCUCUGCCUCGGGCUCGGGCGGGCACGUCCCAUGGCGUUUUGGCACCUACAAUGACCCCUUCAAGCGAUGCACCAACUACAACUGCAACACCAAUGAUACUCCUAUGUGGCGCAAAGGACCUCUCGGCCCCAAGACUCUCUGCAAUGCCUGUGGUAUCAAGUACAGGAAAGAAGAGGAGAAAAAAAAAAGGGAAAGAAGCCAAAAGUAG
Molecule: messenger RNA, 648 nt
Organism: Hibiscus syriacus
Lineage: Eukaryota; Viridiplantae; Streptophyta; Magnoliopsida; Malvales; Malvaceae
Product: GATA transcription factor 29-like
Exons: 3
Coding region: 1-648 (215 amino acids)
Biological process (GO): flower development; regulation of DNA-templated transcription
Molecular function (GO): DNA-binding transcription factor activity; sequence-specific DNA binding; zinc ion binding
Source: RefSeq, a predicted model, not a curated record